Molecule: messenger RNA, 666 nt
Organism: Ylistrum balloti
Lineage: Eukaryota; Metazoa; Mollusca; Bivalvia; Pectinida; Pectinidae
Product: F-box/LRR-repeat protein 17-like
Exons: 2
Coding region: 1-666 (221 amino acids)
Source: RefSeq, a predicted model, not a curated record
AUGUUUUCUGUCAAAGACGUUACACCUAGAGCAGACAGUUGCCCAACUCUUCCUUGGACUCAUGAGGUAAAGCAGAUCGGACCGGUUUGUUACCUUGUCAGGAAGAUCAAUAUUAUCACAUUCUUACCUGGACAAGGGGAUCUAGCCAAGUUCUUACCUGGACAAGGGGAUCUAGCCACGUUCUUACCUGAUCAAGCGGAUCUAGCCACGUUCUUACCUGGACAAGGGGAUCUAGCCACGUUCUUACCUGGACAAGGGGAUCUAGCCACGAUCUUACGUGGACAAGGGGAACUAGCCACGUUCUUACCUGGACAAGAGGAUCUAGCCACGAUCUUACCUGGACAAGGGGGUCUAGCCACGUUCUUACCUGAUCAAGGGGAUCUAGCCACGUUCUUACCUGGACAAGGGGAUCUAGCCACGUUCUUACCUGGACAAGGGGAUCUAGCCACGAUCUUACGUGGACAAGGGGAACUAGCCACGUUCUUACCUGGACAAGGGGAUCUAGCCACGAUCUUACGUGGACAAGGUGAUCUGGUCACGUUCUUACCUGGACAAGGGGAUCUAGCCACGUUCUUACCUGAACAAGGGGAACUAGCCACCUUCUUACCUGGACAAGAGGAUCUAGCCAAGUUCUUACCUGUACAAGGGGAACUAACCACGUUCUGA